GAUCUUUCUCCGCAGCGAAAGCGAGACGCCUCUUUUCAUUUUCUUUCUUUCGUACGGGAAAAAAUAAUCGCCCUGCUCAGAGACCGAUGUCUACAUUUGUUGACUCGUUCGACGACUCGGAAGUCACAGGGGUAGACUCACCUGGCCACUUCGGCAGCAGCAACAGCCAGGGCGGCGAUGGUGGCUAUGUAGGCUACAAUUCUGAACAGUUCGAAUCCUUCGCGCCGAACGACGACGCUUACGGCUCGGAGCCUGCUCCGAUCUACGGCGACGGCGGAGAGUUCGUGGCGGCAGAGGAGAACGGGAGCGGCGGUUUCGAUGGAGACUUCGGUGGAUCCAAUGGUCCUGUUCUCCCGGCUCCUUCGGAGAUGGAAGAAGUUGGCUUCGCUCUCAGAGAGUGGAGAAGGGAGAACGCAUUGCGACUGGAGGAGAAGGAGAAGAAGGAAAGGGAGCUGCUUAGCAAAAUAAUAGAGGAGGCAGAGGAUUACAAGGUGGAGUUCCAUAAGAAGAGGGAGGUUACUUGUGAGAGCAAUAAAGCAAUUAACAGGGAAAGGGAGAAGCUACUUGUGACCAAGCAAGAGAAGUUCCAUGCUGAGGCAGACAAGGAGUACUGGAAGUCGAUCGCAGAUCUCAUCCCUAACGAAGUGCCCGCUUUCGAGAAGAAGAAAGCGAAGAAGGACCAGGAGAAGAAGCCUUCAAUCAUGGUUGUCCAAGGCCCCAAACCAGGGAAACCAACCGAGCUCUCCAGGCUGCGCCACAUACUCCUACAACUGAAACACAAUACACCACCUCACCUGAAGCUGACUCCAUCCGCUCCACCAGCGAAGGAUCCUAAAGCUAUCGAUUCAGCAGCAGCCUCUACUUCAAACUCUGCAUCCGCAGUACCAGCAGAAGCCCCUGAGCCACUUGCCGUUGCCUGAUCACUAUUACUACUUAUAUCUCCUCCUCUCUAGAUGAAGUUUACCUUUCCCCGAGACAUUGUGAACUCGCAGCAGUAAGAGUAUAGCAGGAGAAGCAUUUGGACUUUAAGAGUUUUAGAGGGCUUCACUACAUCCUCGUAUGACAAUUGAAAUAUGCAAUCUGAUUACGUUUAGACGAAAAACGAUAUUCUGUCCUCGAGUCCAAGUCUGUGUUCUGGUCUUUCCUUGAUGGAUGAUGAUGGUUCGCAGAGUUGUUCAUGGGAACUGUGACGGUCACUGUUCUUUAUGCGCCUGGCUGGAUCGUAACCAUGAAUAA
Messenger RNA from Linum tenue, 1236 nucleotides. Lineage: Eukaryota; Viridiplantae; Streptophyta; Magnoliopsida; Malpighiales; Linaceae. The record is from the annotation of a GenBank genome assembly.